UAGGGGUUAGGGUUAAGGGUUAGGGUUAGGGUUAGUAGCAGUACUGCUGUACAGUUUUACCUAAAGGUGCCAUACAUUUUAAAGUGAAUUUUAAGUUGUAAGUCACCAUUUUUAUAAGCAUAAAUAUCCAGCUUUUUAAAAAGGGGACAAUUCCAGUUGUGUGGAGAACAAAGGCUAGUUAUCAACCCCAAGUACAUACAUCUGAAACAGACUGAUAACAGCUAUAGAGGACCCUUAUAUGCAGUUGUCCCCUAUGUGGAUAUAUGUGUCAGCACAGUAUGUAUCUGAACCUACACACACACACACAUCUAUUCUGGUGACUCCAGUUAGGAGUUAGGGCUUAAGGGUUAGGGUGCAGCAGUUUGGGUGUAAUGUUCUGGGUUACACUGUCUUGCAGUAUUCUGGGUUCAGUGCAGUAUUCAGAGUAAUUAAUCACUACUCUCUCUUAGUCUCAUACACACUGUCUGUCUUCUCCCUCUCAGCCUGUAUCUGUCUCAGAAACACAAGUAUAGACCCACUUCCUGUGCUCUGUGCGUCAUUUUCUCACAGCUGCAGCCUAACAGACAGAGAGUGAGUGAGGAAGCGACUGACCAAAAUUCUCAGGACUACAGAAGGGUUCCAGCAGCCUGCAUCUCCCUGGAGUCAUUCACAAUCGUCGGUGGGUGUGCAGACUCCAGCCUUCUCCUCCCAGAGCGUUGUGGAAACCAUGGAUGGAUUACGCCUGCCACCACUUCUAGAAGAAGCUCUGGGUUCCCCAGACAAGAGUAGUGAGCUAAAGACAGUGGAGGCCCUGAUGGAGAAGCAAGAGAAGGCGGAGCAGGCGGAGCAUAUGCUGUGUGAGCAGGUGGAACAGGUGGAGCUGGAGGAUUUGAGGGCUCAGGUGCUCCAACUGCUAGUGGAAUUGGAGGAGGUGCGAGAUGCAUCCCAGAAGCAGGAUGAGAGUGGAGCAGAACUACAGGGUCUGUUGGAGGAUGAACGCUUGGCCAGUGCCCACCAGGCGGAAGCCUUCACUCUGCAAAUUCAGUGCCUACAAGCCCAGCUGCAAUCUGCUCAGGAGGAGUUGGAUGCCUUGGAUGAGCAGAAGGAGCGAGAGCUGGCGGAGGCACAAGAGGAGGUACGCGUGGCUCGGGAGGAGGUGCGGCUGCUCCAGCAGGGAGCUGAGGAGGCCGCAGGAGAGCGUGAGAAUGACAUUGCCAGCCUGCAGGAGGAGCUGUGCCGACUCCGCGCUGAACUCGGCUGCAUGGAGAGCUCAGCACAGGAGUACGAGCUGGAAAUGGUGACACUACGAGCAGAAAUCGCCAUGAAGAGCCAACGGCGUGAGCAGGAGAGGAGAGAAGGAGAAAGGAGAGAGGGUGAGAUGGAGCAGCUGAGGGGAGAAUAUGCUGGAGUAAAAGCAGAGUGUGAGACACUGAAGCAGGCCAACAGCAGACUGGCACAGAGAUUACAGCUGAUACAGUGUACAGGCUCUGAAAGCACAGGAGAGGCUGUGAAGCCCGAGGGAUCAGGAUCAAACCACAGGCUGGUGGAUGUUUGUAUCCAGAAGAACAUUUCCUUUGAAGACAAGCCGCUCCCACCUGGCAGCUUGGGUGGAGGCUUCUCCGAGGUGCUGUCUCUACGGGACCAGCUGAAGCAGGCGGAGGAGCGAGCUGAGCAGGUGCAGAGGCAGUGUGAUAGGGUGCGGACUGACCUGAGGGAACUACAGGACCUGUUUGAGACCAGUCAGAAGGAGCGGGCAGAGUUGGAACUGGAGCUGUUGCACUGUAGGGAGGAGCUAGAAAAGAUAACAGAUGGGAGCGAGCAACAGUCCUCCACUCAGCCAUCUGUUCUCUCGCUCCCUUUCCUAGGAAUGACUGUCAUCGUCGCUGUUCUUUGGUGCUGCUGGUGUGAGCUGGCAGUCUAGAGAACCAAAGGGGAUCUGUGUGUAUGUCUGGAUGGACUCCAGCAGUACUGCAGGUGUCAUUCUCUGUGUGCUUGUGUAAUAUUGCAUCUAUUGACCUUUCAUCAGUGGGGGGCUUGACUCCGCCCCUGCUCUGGCAACACGUGAGCUUGUGCUUACAUGCCUGUGCAGACCCCGUGGGCCUGAGCCAGCCCUGGCACAGACUCUGCAUGCUGUGACCCUGUAACCCUGUGUCCCUGUGACCCUAUGAAUCUGUGACCCUGUGACCCUGUGACCAGAAGGUGCAGUGGGAGCUCCCUUUACUAACUUUACUCCAUUCUGAUUUUUAAAAAUUGCUUGUAAUGAAAUUACACUUAAUUUAAUUUUUAAAAUGAACUCUGUUUCAUAGACAUUAAUUUAUUCAUUUAUUCAAGCGUUGUUGUGUUGUAUAGAAUGUUCCUUUAUGUGGUGUUAUGUGAAAAAAGCUAAAAUAAUAAAUUUUGAAUUACUAAUAGACAAAAAAGGUUUUGAAUGCAAUAAGUAUGCAAAGCUUUUUCUCUAUCUCUAAAUCAGGGACAAAAUUGAUAUGUCAUAAUAAUGUGUCCCCAAUUUAGUCCAGAUGUCUUCUAGUCCUGGUAUCCUACAGACCAGGUGUUCUGUAGACCAGGUGUCCUGCAGCACACACACACUCUGCAGAAGACUUUUUAGUGUGUUUACACAGAUGAAGAUAUAUUUGUAUAUUUGGAUGUUUUUAUAAUAGUCUAGGGUUAUGGGAAACCCUAACCUAAAAUAUGUUACAAAAGUUUCUUUUUGUUGGUGUUUUUCCCUCUUUCCAGGGUGUUUCUGGUAGAGUACAGGUGUUGGUUUAUAGUACUUAUCAUUGUUUAAGAUAGACCUUAUGUAUUUUGUACUUCUAGGUAUCAGCAUUCAUUCCUGUAUUCUACAGUAU
Messenger RNA from Electrophorus electricus (electric eel), 2825 nucleotides. RefSeq names its product coiled-coil domain containing 136a (gene ccdc136a). The record is from RefSeq and is a predicted model, not a curated record. Gene Ontology annotation, biological process: acrosome assembly; single fertilization. NCBI's taxonomy places the organism in Eukaryota, Metazoa, Chordata, Actinopteri, Gymnotiformes, Gymnotidae. Gene Ontology annotation, cellular component: acrosomal membrane.